AUGGUGCUUGCCGAAGGCGCUGGAAUCUUCGGCCUCGUAUCUACCUGCAUUGCUUUCUAUUCGAUGGUGUCUAACGGUGUGACAUUAAUCCACCAGGAGAUCAAGGACUCGGAGCACUAUAAGACCGAUGUCAAGACGCUUAUUGACAAAACAGGCAGGCAGGAGAGGAGGCUGCAACAAUGGAAGAAGGACUGGUUCGUUUAUGACGGUAUAGAUGAAUCGUUUUACAGGAGCCUUUGGGGUGGGACAGAAUAUGCAACCAUCCAAACCCAGCUCGAGAGCCUAGCGGAACGGUGUGGUGCCGCCAGAAAAGAGUUGGCUACUGUUCUUGAGUCCACGCAACCCGCAACAGGAAGGGGGUUAUGGCAGCAGGUGAAGGCGAAAGUUCGCAAAGCCUGGUUCAUCAAAACGAGAAAGAGAGUGUAUUUGAGCGCUCUCCUAAGCGACAACACCGAAGCCUUAGACGCCAUCGCACAGGCCAGCAAAGAUGGUUGGCACCGACAUGACGAUCACCCGCCGGACAAUGUCGAUACCAACAGCGUCAAGCGAUUCGCCAUCGCGCAUCUACUAGCGCCUGUGGCCAGUAAAACAACACCUUAUGCAGAUUAUCUGUGGCUUUCUUCAACUUCUAACCGGGAAGCUCUCACGUCCGAAUUGGAUUUGGACAUCUUCGGCACUUCGCAUGCAACCACCAGAGCAGCAUCCGAAAGCGCAAUUGCCAGCGCAGCUGCCGGAAAGCGUGUACAGCUGACAAUCUUGACAAGGCAGGCUGGUUGGCAAGCUGCCGACAUGAACCGAAUCUGCGUUCGACCAUCCGAAUCAACCGCGGAUUCCCAGAGCGAGCCCUGGAUCGACGCUCUUCGGCAAGCGAGCUCCAAAACUGAUACUGAUCCAUACUCUUUCAGAGCGACAGAUGAAUUGGAUCUACACCUCUUCAGAUCUGCACAACCCUUGAAUCCAGCGGGUGGAAAUCGGAGAUCAUUACGGGACAUCCAGUCCGGAAACCAGCCCCCACGUUUCGAAAAUAAUAAUCUCCUUGGAAUGAUCUCGAAACUUAGAGUCGCAUUUGAGCUUUCUCAGGCAUGCUUUCUCUUCUAUUUUAAUGCGCAUUGGUCCUCGAGGGUCUGCAGCUGCAGAGUGCGCCGCGGGACACCGGCGGACUAUGGAAUUGAGGGAUACGACGAAUCGCGUUGCGACUUUACGCUCCUACUCAGUGAAGUUGAGCAUGAGCCUUCUCCGUGGGCGACUAUGCAGUGGGAGAAUCCCAACGACGCCCCCGCUGGCUGCUGGGGCGAAGCCAACCAUGGCCCAGAUAUUGUGAAUCCACUCCGGCGUCUCGCGGUGCUCCUGGUCGAAGUGACACUCGGUAGGACUGUCCUGGCGGCUGCAUAUGAUGCCGAGGGCAGAAUUGGAAGUAUCGAUUUCGUGGAGAGUCAAGACAAUCGCCUCCAGCGUAACUCAGUCCUCCUCACAGCAGUGUUGGACGAUGUCCUCCUGGCAAUGGGCAGUGACAUGGGCUUCAGAACUGCGGUGCAUUUCUGUGCGACCACGCCAGGACCGCAGGGUUUUGGCGAUGCUGCGGUAGAAACGUUUCUGAGAGGAGUCUACAUCGACGCGGUGUACCCGUAA
Fonsecaea erecta is the source of this 1629-nucleotide messenger RNA. RefSeq lists its product as hypothetical. The record is from RefSeq and is a predicted model, not a curated record. The transcript has a single exon. Lineage: Eukaryota; Fungi; Ascomycota; Eurotiomycetes; Chaetothyriales; Herpotrichiellaceae. Bases 1 to 1629 code for a protein of 542 amino acids.